AUGUUCAGAACUUUAUCUGGUAGGUACUCAUUUACGACAUCAUCGAAUACAAGUUUAGUGUCAAAUAAAUCUACCAGGGGAUCUAUACCUAUGAUUCUGUCGGUAUACAACUACUUCUUCUCUGGAACCGACCAGAAUGUGCGUCCAUUCUCUACAAACAACCCUAUCAUGUCUUCGGACGUGACGGACCUGUUCCAUCCACGGUUGAAGACUAUCUUCCAACAACUAGAUUCGUUGGCACCCCGAUUUGUUUUGAACUCAGGCGAUAUCCAAAUCUUGACACAUCCCCAUGUUUUUUAUUCAACUUUAAAAGAUAAGAUUCUUGCGGCAAAGACGCGAGUCUACUUGAGCUCUCUAUACAUCGGUAAGACGCAGCAUGAGCUCGUGGACUGCUUAGACGAGGCUCUCACCAAAAACGAAGAACUUAAAGUGUACCUACUCACGGACGUACUUCGUGGCACACGUGAGGCACCGAACGGUCCUUGCUCAGCAUCUCUUUUGGUACCCCUUGUUCAAAAACAUGGGAAGCACAGAGUCGACAUCAGGAUGUAUCAUACUCCACAUUUGAACGGAAUACGCCGAUCGGUCACACCCAAGCGAGUCAACGAAAUGCAUGGCCUCCAACACAUGAAAUUGUAUGGAUUCGAUGACGAAAUUAUGUUAAGUGGUGCCAACUUAUCUGAAGACUAUUUCACCGACAGACAAGACAGAUACUAUCUCUUUCGCAGCAAGCCACUCUCAGAUUACUACUUUGACAUACACUCCGCGGUGGCUUCCUUGUCGUAUCAGAUAUUAGAAUCAAAAGAGAAGCAAGGAUUCAGAUUGAACUGGCCAACAUCAAAUGCCAGUUGUGAACCACACAUGAACCAUCAACGUUUCAUAAGCGACUCCUCCUUCCUUCUUGAGCCACUCCUUAAACAGCAUAAGCUCAAAUCAUUUGAGCAAUUCAAUGAUACAGAUAAUUUUGAUACUAUAGUGUAUCCAGUAUCACAGUUUACACCUUUGAUGCAACCCAAUUUUGACCCUUCAACGGAAAAGCCUGUUAUCCUCAGACUCUUAUCAUACUUGGAUUCACCCAACGUCAAAUGGUGGUUUACUGCGGGGUAUUUUAACAUGUACCCUCAAAUUCAAGAAAGACUUUUAAAUGGUUUAGCAAAGGGAACGGUCAUAACUGCAGCCCCACAGGCAAAUUCAUUUUACAAGUCGGCAGGUUUUUCAUAUUAUAUUCCUGAAGCAUAUCUUUUGUUUGCCAAGAGAUUUUUGGAAGAAGUGACGAAAAGAGGUAAACAGGAGCUUAUUAAGUUAUACGAGUGGAAGAACGGUGUAGUAAACACUCCAGGUGGGUGGUCAUAUCACGCGAAAGGGUUAUGGAUAACAGUUCCUGAGGACCCAAAGCCCUCGAUCACCAUUAUAGGCUCCUCCAAUUACACAAAGAGAGCUUACCUGUUAGACCUCGAGAGCAAUGCCGUUAUUAUAACGAAAGAUGAAAAGCUCAAGCAGCAAAUGAGUGACGAGGUGGCCAAUUUAAUGAAAUUUGCUGAGCCCUUGGAACUUGACGAUUUUAAGCCGAAACCGAAGGCUAUAUCAGUAGCAGGAGAUGGUGCUGAACCCAGAAACGAGGAAGAAGGGGAAGGCAGACGCAUUAGUUAUGCUGCACACCUUGCGGUUAAGGUACUUGGUGGAAAGUUUUGA
Molecule: messenger RNA, 1692 nt
Organism: Meyerozyma guilliermondii ATCC 6260
Lineage: Eukaryota; Fungi; Ascomycota; Pichiomycetes; Serinales; Debaryomycetaceae
Gene: PEL1
Product: CDP-diacylglycerol--glycerol-3-phosphate 3-phosphatidyltransferase
Exons: 1
Coding region: 1-1692 (563 amino acids)
Biological process (GO): cardiolipin biosynthetic process
Cellular component (GO): mitochondrion
Molecular function (GO): CDP-diacylglycerol-glycerol-3-phosphate 3-phosphatidyltransferase activity
Source: RefSeq, a predicted model, not a curated record